Messenger RNA from Mauremys reevesii (Reeves's turtle), 2420 nucleotides. It is a transcript of the gene ERCC2, whose product is annotated as ERCC excision repair 2, TFIIH core complex helicase subunit. Gene Ontology annotation, biological process: transcription by RNA polymerase II; positive regulation of mitotic recombination; nucleotide-excision repair. Gene Ontology annotation, molecular function: ATP binding; damaged DNA binding; DNA helicase activity. The transcript has 22 exons. Gene Ontology annotation, cellular component: nucleus. The record is from RefSeq and is a predicted model, not a curated record. The coding region runs from base 76 to 2400 and encodes 774 amino acids. NCBI's taxonomy places the organism in Eukaryota, Metazoa, Chordata, Testudines, Geoemydidae.
GGCGGACCGAGGUGGGAACCGGCAGAGGGCGGGGCAGGUCUGGGAUGAGGCGUGUGUGGGGGAAGGCUCGGAGUCAUGAAGCUGAACAUCGAUGGGCUGCUGGUGUAUUUCCCCUAUGACUACAUUUACCCGGAGCAGUACUCGUAUAUGCUGGAGCUCAAGAGGACGUUGGAUGCCAAGGGCCAUGGCGUGCUGGAAAUGCCCUCGGGGACUGGGAAGACCAUUUCCCUCCUGUCGCUCAUUGUGGCCUACCAGCGGGCCCAUCCACUGGAGGUGACCAAGCUGAUCUACUGCUCCAGAACCGUGCCUGAGAUCGAGAAGGUCAUUGAGGAACUACGGAAGCUCCUGGAUUUCUAUGAGAAGCGGACGGGGGAGAAGCUCCCCUUCCUCGGCCUGGCUCUGAGCUCCAGGAAGAACCUCUGCAUCCACCCUGAGGUGAGCUCGCUGCGGUUCGGGAAGGAGGUGGACAGCAAGUGUCUGAGCCUGACGGCGUCGUACGUGCGGGCGCAGCAGCAGUGGGACAGCGCCAUCCCCUCGUGCCGCUUCUUUGAGGAGUUCGAUGCCCAUGGGCGGCAGGUGCCCAUCCCCUUUGGCGUCUACAACCUGGAUGACCUCAAAGGGUACUGCCGGCAGAAGGGCUGGUGCCCCUACUUCCUCGCCCGCUACUCGAUCCUCCACGCCAACAUUGUCGUGUACAGUUACCACUACCUGCUGGACCCCAAGAUCGCAGACCUGGUGUCCAAGGAGCUGGCCAAGAAAUCCGUCGUCGUCUUUGACGAAGCUCAUAACAUUGACAACGUGUGCAUCGACUCCAUGGGGGUGAACAUCACGCGCCGGACGCUGGAUCGCUGCCAGGCCAACGUGACCACGCUGCAGGCCACCAUCCAGAAGAUUAAGGAGACGGAUGCCCAGAAGCUGAAGGAGGAAUACAGGCGGCUGGUAGAGGGGCUGAGAGAGGCCAACGUUGCCCGGGAAACGGACAUCUACCUGGCCAAUCCGGUGUUGCCCGACGAGAUUCUCCAAGAGGCCGUGCCUGGGAACAUCCGGACAGCCGAGCACUUCGUGGGCUUCAUGAAGCGCUUCCUGGAGUACCUGAAGUCGCGGCUGCGGGUCCAUCACAUGGUGCAGGAAAGCCCCCCCUCCUUCCUCAAGGACGUCUUUGAGAAGGUGUGCAUCGAGCGCAAGCCACUGCGGUUCUGUGCCGAGCGGCUGCGCUCCCUGCUCCGCACGCUGGAGAUCGUGGACAUCGCUGACUUCUCUCCCAUCACCCUCAUCGCCAACUUCGCCACGCUCGUCAGCACCUACGCCAAGGGCUUCACCAUCAUCAUAGAGCCCUUCGACGACAGGACCCCCACCAUCGCCAACCCCAUCCUGCAUUUCAGCUGCAUGGACGCCUCCAUCGCCAUCAAGCCAGUCUUUGAGAGGUUCCAGUCGGUCAUCAUCACCUCGGGGACGCUGUCCCCGCUGGAUAUAUACCCCAAGAUCCUGGAUUUCCAUCCUGUUACCAUGGCCACUUUCACCAUGACUCUGGCCAGGACCUGUCUCUGCCCCAUGAUUGUGGGGCGAGGAAACGACCAGGUGGCCAUUAGCUCCAAGUUCGAGACCCGUGAGGACAUUGCUGUAAUCCGGAACUACGGCAACCUGCUGCUGGAGAUGUCUGCGAUCGUGCCUGAUGGCAUUGUGGCCUUCUUCACCAGCUACCAGUACAUGGAAAACAUCGUGGCCUCGUGGUACGAGCAGGGCAUCCUGGAAAACAUCCAGCGCAACAAGCUCAUCUUCAUCGAGACGCAGGACGGAGCCGAGACCAGCAUGGCGCUGGAGAAGUACCAGGAGGCCUGCGAGAACGGGCGGGGAGCCAUCCUGCUGUCCGUGGCCAGGGGAAAGGUGUCCGAAGGCAUCGACUUCGGCACGGCUGGAGUACCUGCGGGAUCAGUUUCAGAUUCGGGAGAACGACUUCCUGACGUUCGACGCCAUGCGGCACGCGGCGCAGUGCGUGGGCCGGGCCAUCCGGGGCAAGACAGACUACGGGCUCAUGAUCUUUGCAGACAAGCGUUUUGCCCGGGCAGACAAGCGGGGGAAGCUGCCACGCUGGAUCCAGGAGCACAUCACGGACGCCAACCUCAACCUCACGGUGGACGAGGCCGUGCAGGUGGCCAAGUACUUCCUGCGCCAGAUGGCCCAGCCCUUCCACAAGGAGGACCAGCUGGGCCUGUCCCUGCUCACGCUGGAGCAGCUGCAGUCGGAGGAGAUGCUGCGCAAGGUCGAGCAGAUCGCGCACCAGGUGUGAGCCGGAGCAGCAGCAGCCACACGGGCGAAGGGCUGGCGGCCGGCUCCAGCGGCAGAGGGGUUGGUCCUGCCGCCAGGGCCUUGCUUGGGUACUGGCUUUUAUACUCAAAGUGACUGUCUGGGACUCAGCAAUA